AUGGGAUCGAUAUAUAAAAAAAAAUUUACGACGAAGAAAACUAAAACAAAAAUAUUAAUUUUCUAUCUUAUUCGGUAAGAAGCUUUCACGCGACUUAGUUGUUAAGUUAGUAUUGUGUUGUAACAAUGACAUUUUUGGCUGUGAUUUUACUCGCUGUUUAUUUUAGCUGUAACGUACGUUCUGAAGUUACUCCGAAUUCUAAACUGCCCAUUCUGCGCUAUAAUGAAGAUGGAUAUCUUGCGUCGAGCAGAUCAUCUCGGAUCGUUGGUGGAACACCAGCUGCUCCAGGCGAGUUUCAAGGAAAGAUAUCCAUUCAACAAGCCAACCUAUAUCCGUUAAAUGUGUAUCACUUUUGUGGAGGAACUCUAAUUCAUGAAAGUCACGUUCUUACUGCAGCUCAUUGUGUUACGACAGACAGAGGAGUUGUCAGGAGUCCUAGCUUUUUCAUGUUAGUCGGCGACGAGCUGUAUCUCAGCUUGCUCAGUGCCACACGUCAAUCUCGGAUUGCUUCGCACGUCUUUGUGCAUCCGGACUACUCGAUUGAAGGCAUCUUAAAUGAUGUUGCGGUGAUCCGAACAAGUUCACCAUUUACAGUCACAGCCACAUUUUCGCCGGUUGCCCGGAUACAAUACUCUCCGAAUGUGGGCACAUCGUGUAGUGUUGCAGGAUGGGGUGCACUUUUCUAUAAUGGGCCGUCUCCCGACAAUUUGCUACGAAUUAACGCUACCGUAAUCAGUCGAACGGUCUGCAACGGGCCCAAUUCCUAUGGCGGUGCGAUAAAAAGCGGAAUGAUUUGUGCCGGGGACAUGGCUGGAGGCACUGAUGCUUGUCAAGGUGAUAGCGGGGGCGGACUCAUGUGUGGAAUUUAUGUGGCUGGUGUAGUGUCCUGGGGUGCAGGAUGUGCUGAAGAGAAUCUUCCCGGAGUAUAUACGGAUGUGGCCGCUUACAACAGUUGGAUUGACGAAAAAAUCUACUGGGCUGGGGAACAGCAAGAUAUACCAACACCGACUACUGUUGCUAUAACUACUCCUACUACUCCCACUACUCCGCCCAGCUUUCCGAGUCAUGGAACUGCAGCAGUAUUAUCAUUUGGCUUGAUUUCUUUGUGUCUUUGCGUGCUGACAGCGGCACACUUAGAUUGGAGAGUGAUUUAAGGAAUUUAAAUGUUUAAGAUGUUAUUGACUUCUAACCAUAAAUAAAAUGGUUGGGCGAUUAAACCGUACA
Messenger RNA from Bradysia coprophila, 1224 nucleotides. RefSeq names its product trypsin-like. Gene Ontology annotation, biological process: proteolysis. The record is from RefSeq and is a predicted model, not a curated record. Lineage: Eukaryota; Metazoa; Arthropoda; Insecta; Diptera; Sciaridae. Gene Ontology annotation, molecular function: serine-type endopeptidase activity.